This is a messenger RNA of Penaeus monodon (black tiger shrimp), 1809 nucleotides long. RefSeq lists its product as uncharacterized. The transcript has 2 exons. Lineage: Eukaryota; Metazoa; Arthropoda; Malacostraca; Decapoda; Penaeidae. Bases 133 to 1431 code for a protein of 432 amino acids. The record is from RefSeq and is a predicted model, not a curated record.
ACCCUGACUCGAUAACCGUAGGGUGGCCGCGAAUUUCUUGUACAGGUCCAUUUUGAGCAUUUACGGUGUGCUCUAAAGGUGAUCAGUAUUAUUUUGCAUUUUAUUCAGUUCUAUAAAAUACUAAGAAAAAUCAUGUGGUUUCUUUUCUCAGUGGAGGGCCCCAAAGCAAACGAUUCGUCUGAAGUCGUGGCCCAGGAAAGCAAGGCCAUGGAACUCCAAGAGUGUGACGUCCGAGGAGCAGUGGUCGCGGACAAGGGCGAGGGCGUCGUCUUGACCUCGUGGGCGGCGGAGGACCUGGGCAAAAAAGGAGACAAUUAUAUGAGUUUCGUGAAGCGCGUGAAGGCACAAGUGACGAUCGGAGGGCGCGAGGAACAGCUGACGUAUGUUGCCAAAGUCAAGAUACCCUCUUCCGACUCCUUCGGGGAGUUUUCCAACAUGGUUUUCACCAAAGAACACGAAUUCUACACGAAGCUCUUGCCGGAACUGAACGGCGUGUUGGCGGAAGCAGGACUGAAUCCCCUGAGAGUUCCCAAAUUCUACCACCACAGCAAGACCGAAGAGCGAGAGAUCCUCAUCCUGGAGGACCUCAUCGCGCGAGACUUCCUCAUGGCCGACCGCAAGAAGGGGCUCGAUAUCCCACACAUGCGUCUUGCCCUUGAGGAGUUGGGGAAAUUCCACGCCUCGUCGUACCUCUUGCAGCAGAAGACGCCUCACGAGGACCUCAUAGAGAGGCACAGGUUCCUGGGCGUCGAGUGGCUCAGCUACAGCGAUGUAGUGGCGUCCAUGGUCAAGGAACUGGAAUCGGCGGCGGCGGUGGCUGAGAGCUGCACAGGAUACGAGAACGUGGCUCGGUGGCUGAGGGAGAUCCAGCCCCGAGCCAUCGACAUGUUCGGGGAACUUUCGAAGAGUCGACCGCCUUUCCAUGUGGUCUGGCACGGCGACUGCUGGACGAACAACUUCUUAUUCAGGUACAACGCCAAGGGCGAGCCAGUCGACGUCGUGCUGCUGGACCUCCAGUGCUGCCAGAAGGGCUCCCUCGCCGCCGACCUCCAAAUGCUGAUGUCCUUGAGCAUCUCCACGCACUCCAGGAGACACAACCUCGCUCUAUUUCUGCAGGAGUACUUCUCCUCCUUCAGCGCCACCAUGUCUGCAGGAGGCCUACCCUCGCCGUUCACCCUGGAGGAGCUACGGGAGGAAUACAAUGCUAAAUUCAUGUUCGGGGCCCUCAUGGGAGCGAUGUUCAUCCCUGUCAUGGUCGGGGACGCCGAGGACGCUCCCGACUACACGCAAGUGAUCGACGACACGGAAAAGUUUUUCGACGAGCGCAGAAAACAGAUUCUGAACAUGUUGGACCGAAAUCCAUUACUAAGAGAGAGAAUGUGUGGCCUGUUCGAUGACUGUAUCGAGAAGGGCGUCGUGUCCUCGUGCUAGAGUGGUACAUAAGUUGGCUACUUUUUAUACGGAGGUUGAACGGAGAGUAUCUGAAAUGUAUCUGUUACAAAGUAUCUUUUUAUGUAGAUAUAUUUUCCUACUCUUGUUAUAAUGUAGGUAUUUUUUUAUAGUUCUUGUAACAGCAAUGAAUUCCAAAGCUAAUUUUUUAGAUAAUUGUAUUUCUAAGCAACUUUACUUUGUAGAUACAGAACAAUUCAUGAAAAUCACUCAUUCACGUAGCAUCAAAUAACUGAUAUAUAGAUAUCAAUGAAAUCGAUGAGAUUAUUCAAAAUGAAUAGCGGAGAUUUAGAUUCAAUAGGAGACCCCAGAAUGGAAAACCUCAUUUAAUUAUACUGAAAAUAUAAACAAACAGCUAUA